UCCGGUUUAUGUCGUAGCUAAACGACGUUCUUCAUUUUUCGUUAUACAUCCGUUUGUAUACGAUAAGUACGGACACUUCAUAGAAAUGGCGACCGCCGUACCCUCAAGAUUUGCAGUUCUCAGCAUUGAUGAUGAUGAUUGUAAGCCGAAGAAAACCCAGAAAAGUGUUACUACCAGUAAGACGAAUCAAAAAUCUAAAAACGACAAAUCGAAACAACAGCAGCAGACAAAAAAGGAUGACAAAAAAAAACAAAAUAAGGGAAAAAAGAAAAAACCUAAUAACAAUAAUAAUGAAAGUCAACAAUGGGAACAAUGGAAACAAAAAGAUACAAUGGCUGUCGAGGAAACGUUUGAGCAAGAAUUACAUCAAGCCAUCUUACUGUCAAAGCUGGCUUACGAAGAGCAACUAGUAAGUGCAGCUAGGUCAGACAAAGAACAAGAGUCAAACAAGAAAUCAGGGAAAAAAUCGAAAAAGGCUACCAUGUCAUUGGAGGAAUUCAAUAGUAUGGGAUCAAAUACUACACAAACUCCAGUAUUACCUCCUGAAAUUGUAGACACUAAAGCAAAAGAAGUAGAUACAGAAUUUUUUGACAGAGUUGAGAAGGAGACAAAAGAAGAAAUUACAAAGGGAAAAGAAAAAGAUAUAUUGAAAGCAAGGCUAAACAAAAUUGAUGAUGACAUCACAGCAGCUCAGUUAAGGGUAGAAGUGGAAAAACGUGAUGAAAUUAUUAAUCAAUUAAGAAAUCAAGUGGAAAGCUUAAAAGAAGAAUUAACACAAGUUAAAGAAAGGAAUAAAAAGCUUUAUCAAAUACUAUCUCAUGGAGAAAUGAAAGAUAAAGCCUCGGUAUUAGCCGAAGUAGCAAAAUUACAAGAAAUACGAGAUGAAUUGACAUCGGAAGUAUCAUCUCUGCAUGCACAAUUAGAACAAGAAAGGUCCAAAACACGUACUAGUACUACGGAUGUCAAACCAUCUAAACAAACUAAUAAGAAGAGGCCUGCUAGUGAAAAUGCCUAA
Molecule: messenger RNA, 1015 nt
Organism: Habropoda laboriosa
Lineage: Eukaryota; Metazoa; Arthropoda; Insecta; Hymenoptera; Apidae
Product: G kinase-anchoring protein 1-like
Exons: 7
Coding region: 86-1015 (309 amino acids)
Biological process (GO): signal transduction
Cellular component (GO): Golgi apparatus
Source: RefSeq, a predicted model, not a curated record